Messenger RNA from Dicrocoelium dendriticum, 1191 nucleotides. Lineage: Eukaryota; Metazoa; Platyhelminthes; Trematoda; Plagiorchiida; Dicrocoeliidae. The record is from the annotation of a GenBank genome assembly.
AUGCAACUCACUCUGCAGGAUCUAUUUUCCAUUUCUAUCUUACUACGCGUUAGCAUAAUCAUUUCCAACAUAUGCACAGGACGUUUGGACACAUCUUGUACUACCACGUUUCAGAGUUCCGAAAACCGCACUUUUAUUGAGAAGGUGAACUCAUCCAAUUUUGCGAACAAAAGCUUUUGCAAUUACUUCAUUCAAGUUGACCAAGGAAAGCAAGUAAACCUGUCUUUCACAGGUGUCCAGCUGGAGACAUACGACUCCUCGUUUACUGACUAUGUUGUAAUAUUUGACGGUGCUGACUGCAUGUCUCAAAGAAUCGGAGUUGUGUACGACCAACAUACAUCAAACUUUACAUCAUCGGGUAACCAAAUGACGGCGUUGUUAAUGGUGAAUAACCACGUAUAUCCAGUUGGAUUCCAUGCCAAAUAUGACGAAGGACCUACAAAACCAAGCCCACCCAGCAGCAACCGCAUACUCGAAAACUGUGGAAGAAAUCUAACAGGAGCGUCUGGUCGACUAUCUUUUAAUGGAAGCGAAGUUCCCAACGUGCUGUGCAUAUGGAAGAUAACCGUCAAAGCCAAAAAAGUUGUAUUUCUUGAAAUCGAAAAGCUUACGUUGGAAUCAUCUUUUUCCUCUUUUCGGGUGCUGGAUGGGAGUACAUGUGCAGCCAGAGAGAUUUAUCGCAUGUGGGGUUACGAAGACUUCGAACCAACCAGUGUCCUUUCGUCCUCGAACAUUAUGACGGUCGUAUUUGCUUCACCGCCGGGAAUAGUAAGAGAAAAGGUGAUGGCUUCAUAUAAGAGUGUUGAACCGAAUUUCACUACGACCACUACCACAACAACUGUGCCGCCGACCACAGAAAGGGCCCGUUCCACUCCAGGAUUGGCAUCAACAUGUGUGUUCAACAUGUUUACACUCGUUGGAUGGUCCUUAUUCUGUUCGGUUCAGAGAUUACUUUCCUCAGUGCAGACCACGUGAAAGUAAUGCAAUGGAUGUACUACAGAAACUUACACCUAAUUCACAAAGAAGUAACUAUGUACUUGGACUGAUUAUCAAUUCUUAGUAGAUAGCAAUUUGAAGUUCAGUACAUAAAGGUUCCUAAGGGGACCAGUAAACAUUGAUGCUUUCUUUUAAACAGAUAUGUUUUGCUCAUUGUGCUUGUUAUUUAUAACUGUGAUAAAGUUUGGAUAACCA